Messenger RNA from Miscanthus lutarioriparius, 432 nucleotides. Lineage: Eukaryota; Viridiplantae; Streptophyta; Magnoliopsida; Poales; Poaceae. The record is from the annotation of a GenBank genome assembly.
AUGGCGACCGAAGAGGGUUCCGGUGGCGGCGGCGGCGGCGGCGGCGGCGGCGCCGGAGCCGGGGAGAAGAAGAGCUCGCAGGCGCCUGCAAAGCCUGGAGCGGGCGGCGCCGGAAAGUUCCUCGCGGGGUUGCCGUCGCUUGGCAACUUCUCCUCCGGCUCCAGCUCCUCCAACCUGGUACAGACCCUCACACUGAAAACCCCCUUAUUGUACAUUUGUACUUUCUUCGCGCGUUGGCGCGGCGAGGGAGGGUUCAGGGUUUACGUCUGCGAGCACAGCACGGAUCCCCCAGAAGGACAAGUUAUAAAGACGGAUUCAACAAAUAUUUUAAUCAGGCAUCUCCAGUUGAACAAGCAGAAGAGUGAGGGCAAAGAUGCGGAUUCCAGGACUCCAGGGGAAAACAACAGAGGGAAAAGAUUACAGAAUGUCUAA